AUGGCUACUCUCAAACGUCUUGCAGCAGAGACAUUAGUCAGUCCAGGGAAGAAGAAGAUUGCAAAGUUGGAAAAAAAUGACCCGAAGAGAACCAUCGACGAAGAAACACCGUAUCAAGAACUACUCCAAUUAUUAGAAACCCACAAGAGUUCAAAACUUCAUGAAGAUCUAAAAGCGAAGAAUGACAAAAAACCGAUUGUAGUAUACUGGAUGCGAAUGCGAGACUUGAGACUUGCAGAUAAUCGAGCUUUAUCAGCUGCUUCUCAAGUCGCACAAACACUUCAAGCUCAUUUGAUAGUACUGCAUAUCUUUUCACCUGGAGAUUAUCACGCUCAUGAUCGAUCAGCUAGAAGAAUUGAUUUCGUACUACGUAAUUUAAUUGAUCUUCGUCUUCGUCUUCGUGAAUUGAAUAUUCCACUUUAUACAAUUUCGAUUGAGAAACGUAAAACAAUUCCGAAGCGAGUGGUAGAAUUGUUGAAUGCUUGGGAAGUUACUCGAAUCUUUGCUAAUAUCGAACAUGAGGUCGAUGAGCUUCGUCGGGAUAUCGAACUAAUCAACCUAUGCCAUCCUCAAGGAAUAAAAGUUGACCUUUCCCACGAUACAUGUCUAGUCGAACCUGGCAAAGUGCUCACGAAAGAAAACAAACCUUACUCAGUCUUUAGCCCAUGGCAAAAGAAUUGGGCAAAUAUCAUUAAUAGUGAUUUAUCUAAUCAUCUUGAUGCAGCACCAGAGAUCAAAGGCAAUGAUCCUAGUGCAAUGGAUGAUGAUCGAUUGCAGAGUUUAUUUGAAGUCGAAAUCCCGUCGUUCAUUCCUGGGUUUGAACUGCCAGAUGAAGAAGCCAAGAGGAUACGAGAUUAUUGGGAAGCGGAUACAAAACCGAAAAGUACACCAACGAUUUUAGAAGAAUAUUCAACAUUAAGAAACCGACCUGAUUUACCUGGUACAUCUCGUUUAUCUGCUUAUCUUGCUGCUGGCAUCAUUUCUCCUAGAACUUGUGUUAGAAUCACGUUAGAGAAGAAUGGAAAACAAUUCAAGAAUCAAAAACUUCAAGUUGAUCAACGUGAUACUGGAAUUGGUAUGUGGCAAAGUGAAUUAGGUUGGAGGGAUUUUUAUCAACAUGUACUUGCUGCUUGGCCAAGAGUAAGUAUGGGACAAAAUUUUAAUCAAAAAUUUGAUCCAAUGGUAUGGGAAAAAGAUGAAUCAAAACUUGAAGCAUGGAAAUUAGGUAAAACUGGGUUUCCAUUCAUUGAUGCUUGUAUGAGACAACUUUUAGAAAUGGGGUAUAUGCAUAAUCGUGGUAGGAUGUGUGUGGCUAUGUUCUUGACUAAAGAUUUAUUGAUUGAUUGGAGGAUUGGAGAGAAAUGGUUUAUGCAACACUUGGUAGAUGGUGAUCUGGGUAGCAAUAAUGGUGGAUGGCAAUGGUCAUCUUCAACGGGCUGUGAUUCACAACCAUACUUUAGAAUCUUUGCACCUUUAUCUCAAUCAGAAAAAUCAGAUCCAAAUGGAGAUUUCAUAAGAAAAUAUGUACCUGAACUUAAUUCACUUUCUGGCAAAGCUAUUCAUGAUCCUUAUAAGGCUCUUUCACCUGAUAAAUUCAAAAAAUUAGGGUACCCUAAACCGAUUGUUGAUCAUUCAGUUGUUCGUAAAAGAGCUUUAGUCCGUUAUAAGGUUAGUACUUUGAAAUAUUUAUCUUAUAUCAUCUCUCUAUCAUCUCGAAUCUUGAUAAUUGAAUUGUGA
Melampsora larici-populina 98AG31 is the source of this 1737-nucleotide messenger RNA. RefSeq lists its product as uncharacterized. The record is from RefSeq and is a predicted model, not a curated record. Gene Ontology annotation, biological process: entrainment of circadian clock by photoperiod; circadian regulation of gene expression. Gene Ontology annotation, cellular component: cytoplasm; nucleus. Gene Ontology annotation, molecular function: FAD binding; DNA binding. The coding region runs from base 1 to 1737 and encodes 578 amino acids. Lineage: Eukaryota; Fungi; Basidiomycota; Pucciniomycetes; Pucciniales; Melampsoraceae. The transcript has 8 exons.